Molecule: messenger RNA, 579 nt
Organism: Drepanopeziza brunnea f. sp. 'multigermtubi' MB_m1
Lineage: Eukaryota; Fungi; Ascomycota; Leotiomycetes; Helotiales; Drepanopezizaceae
Source: RefSeq, a predicted model, not a curated record
AUGUUAAAUCAGUUCCAAUACCUCACGCAUCAAUUUCCAUUCUUGCAAGCCCACUGCAUGCAAGACCCGGGCUACGCACGCAUUACUGGUACCGGUUUUGCAGUGCAGAAGUGGGAAUUUGGCGGGUUGCAUGCUGGUGCUGAUGCUGAUGCUUUGGCUUUGGAUAUGUUCUUCGAUCGAUCGGCAGUGGGUCAGCAAACGAGUAUCGCAUUUGUAUACAGACACAAACAAGGAUAUGGUGGAGCUGCCGACGCCGACUGCAACGGCGAAUUUUUACCUGAAGCCAGCUCGACACGUUUCUCGCACCGCUGUAGGAGAAGGAGGAGGAGGACAGGGAGACUGACCGGCAUUCUCGACGUCUCAGCCCCCGAGGCACAACGCUGCAGACUGGGACCGCGGGCGGAGGACGGAUUCGAAGAGCCGUGGAAACCGAACACGGAGAGACGAUUUGUGCGCGCGAGGGGAUUCGGCUUUUGGACGGCUUCCAGCCAUACUGUAGCUAACCAACGAGGCGAGGAACGCACGCACGCACUUCAUUCGCAGCUCGCCUUGGAGGAAGAUAGUUGCACGUCCUCCUGA